CUCAGCAUGCUGAGCUGGGAGCUGAUACUGUCAGUCUACAUCCUGACCUUCCUGAUUGGUCUGCCCACCAACCUCCUAUCACUCUGCGCCUUCAGCAUCAAGAUCCACAGGAAGGCCACGCCCACAGACAUCCUGCUGCUCAACCUGACGGUGUCGGACCUCCUCUUCCUGCUGGUGCUGCCGCUGAAGAUGCACGAGGCCGCCUCCCACAUGCGCUGGCACCUGCCCUACUUCCUGUGCAGCGUCACCUCCUUCCUCUUCUUCUCCACCAUCUACACCAGCUCCCUGCUGCUCAUGGCGGUCAGCGUUGACCGCUACCUGGGCGUGGCCUUCCCCAUCCGCUACAAACUCCUGCGCAAGCCCCUGUACGCUGUGGCUGGCAGCGCGGUCAUCUGGAUCGUCAGCUCCGCCAACUGCAGCGUUGUAUUUGUCAUAGAGCACCUGCUCUCGGAGAACACCACCCUGAACACUGAGAUCUGCUAUGAGGACUUCACCUCCAGGCAGCUGGAGAUCCUGCUGCCUGUCCGGCUGUCAUUCUUCUUUGUCCUCUGCCUCUUUCCUCUCCUCACCUGCACCUUCUGCUACCUGAGCUGCAUUUACAUCCUGUACACCCGCCCCCGAAUAUCCCGCCAGAAGAAGCAGAAGGCCAUCGGCAUGGCUAUCGGCACACUCCUGGUGUUCGUGGUUUGCUUUCUGCCUUACAACCUCACCCAUGUGGUAGGUUACCUGCAGGGGACCAGCCCCACGUGGAGGUACUACACCCUGCUCUUCAGCACCUUCAACACCUGCCUGGAUCCCAUCAUCUUCUUCUUCUCAUCCAGCAGCUUCCAGCUCACCAUCAAGGACUCCAUUUUCAAGAUCCUGGGGAGGAGGGGGGCAGCAGCAGUAAGAGGAAGCUGCUGGAAAACAUUCAGACCAGAGUCAGACUGA
Messenger RNA from Megalops cyprinoides (Indo-Pacific tarpon), 930 nucleotides. RefSeq names its product free fatty acid receptor 2-like. The record is from RefSeq and is a predicted model, not a curated record. Lineage: Eukaryota; Metazoa; Chordata; Actinopteri; Elopiformes; Megalopidae. The transcript has a single exon. Bases 7 to 930 code for a protein of 307 amino acids. Gene Ontology annotation, cellular component: plasma membrane. Gene Ontology annotation, biological process: G protein-coupled receptor signaling pathway; cellular response to fatty acid. Gene Ontology annotation, molecular function: G protein-coupled receptor activity.